This is a messenger RNA of Lingula anatina, 1293 nucleotides long. RefSeq lists its product as uncharacterized. The record is from RefSeq and is a predicted model, not a curated record. Lineage: Eukaryota; Metazoa; Brachiopoda; Lingulata; Lingulida; Lingulidae. Gene Ontology annotation, cellular component: nucleus.
GGAGAUUUGAAAACUAAAUUUUCAACUUCUCGUUUUCCGAGAUACUGCGAGAAUAACAAGCAUCAUGGCGACUGCAGACACCAGUUCCAUGCCGUUUUGGAUCAAGUUCUUCACAGACGCUGGCAUUCCUGCCGGAGAGUCCACCAACUAUGCCGUCACAUUCACUGACAACAGAAUGAAGAGUGACAUGCUGUUAGAUCUCAACAAGGAAUACCUCAAUGACAUGGGGAUCACUAUGAUGGGGGAUGUGAUUGCUAUACUCAAGCAUGCUAAAGCUGUCCACACACAGACUGUGCGUGAGAAAGCACUCAAGGGAACAAACACGCCAGUGUCACAGUCCCAGUCUCCAGCAGCAGCAGCAAGGAGGUCCACACCUGCCAGUCGUAUAGUUGACCACUACUUGAAGACAAACAGUGACCCGUGUGCGGCCCCCAUGAAUAGCUCCACCCCACUGCCCAAAGUAUCACAAGACCUGGCGUCACGUUUGGGACCAUCACCUGCUGCAGAGAAGAAAACUUCAAAAUCUUCAGUGUUUGAACGCCUGGGUCAGGACACCUCAAUAUCAACCUCAACAUCAGAGUCUCCCAAAGUGACAGUGACUGGGCUGUCCAAGGUCAUCAUCAAUAAGACCACUACAUCUUCACAACAGGGUUCAUCUGUUUUCAACCGUCUUGGAGGUAAGAAGGCAGUGAAGAGACCAGCUACGUCCACAGUGGAAGACGAUGGAGAAGAAGAUGAACCAGAAUCACCUUUAGCAUAUGCUGGUUUGUUUAAGUAUCCAGGAGCAACAAAGACAGCAAAGAAAAGUGUACCAAAAAAGAAGACAGCUUUGCAAAGGCUAGGACCCGAGAAAGCUGAGGUGUCCACUACCUCUGACUCAGGCACCCUUCACUCCGACAAGUUGACUGCAGAACAACAAAGUGCCAAAAAACGCCUGGGACUAAAACAGACCAAGCCAGUUGCUGCACCAAAGGUGACAGUCUCCACAAAACCAGCAGCUGCUGCUGGCAAAAAAGGAGUACAAGCCAGACUUGGUCCUCAAAAGCCAGAGGUAUCUUCAUCAACUGCAGAAAAAAUUCCUAAGAAGAAAGCUGAGACAAUCUCAAAAACUCUGAACCAGUUCAAAAGAGAAAGCAACCCCAACAGUGGUACCAAAGAAACCGGAGUGUUUAGUAGACUUGGGAAGAAAGUUUGAAAUUAAUGGUUUUCUUUACGGUGAAAAAUUAAGUAAAUUAUUGAGAAGUUACUUCAUUGAGGUAUCCCUCUUUUAAAAGACCCCCUUACCCCCCCCCC